CAUCUUGGUUUCCUUUAAAACCCCUCGAUGAACCAAACCGAACCCUAGUCUCUUCCCAUCGCCUCGUCGCCGCCGCUACCUACCUCGACUGUUCUUGGCUUACUCUCGCUGGGGCUUGCUGGUGGGAGGCUGAAUCGGUAAAAUAUCGGUCUGAAUAGCACCGCGAACAGAUUUGAAUCUUUACCAGCCUUGUUUUGAACAAUCAGAAACGAAGAAGAGUGAAGAAAGAAUCAUGGAGGCGAAUCAGACGAACAUUGUAGAAGCGGAAGCAAAUUGUUCAAUCCCAAAGGGUGGCCUUUAUAUUUCGAAGCUACUUAGUCCUCUCACCAGCGUGCCCGAGUUUCAAAACUCAGUUCUUCGACAACUCCAGGAAUUAGAGGUUGAAUUGAAUUCAGCCCAACUCACCGAGUCAGAGGAUAUUUGUGUUGAUGACCUCAGGAUUCUUAAGGAGGAAGAGUUGGUAGAAAUGGCUCUCAGAGAAGCUUUUAAGGAGGAUGAGCAUGUUGAAAAUGUUUCUGAAGGGUUGGAAAAUGGCUCCAAUUCGGGUUGUCAUACAAGGUCCAGAAACAAAAAUGCAGUAGAGAAUGCCUCAACUUCAACUGAGCCCUCAAAUGGUUGUCCAGGUACUGAUUUUGAUGGAGCUGCAGGCUCAAAGAAGCAAAAGAGGAGGAAAAAAAUUAAUUGUCAUGUCGAAGAUACGUAUAUUAAAAAGGUCGAAGAACUUGCAAAGAUUAAACAAAAGCAAGAUGAAGACAAAGCAACAGCAAGGCUACAUGCUUUGGAUGCCAUCUCCAAGAUCAGUGAUAGUGCCAUCCUGACUUCUGAUAAAAUUGAAAGGUUCAAAACCCUCCGGUUUACGAGUUCCUGUGGAAAGGCUAAGUCAGCUGAUGUCAAGGAGCACACACCAGUUGUACACCCUGAAACUGUUCUUUGCGUGGAGGUCUACCAUAACAUACGGAAAUGGUCAAAGGUUCAAGAGUUCUUGGUUCUCGGCCGUCAAACAUUAACUGAACUUAAGGACAAGAUAUGUUGCUUGACUGACCAGGUGAUGCAGAAGGCUGGCCAUUAUGAUCCUUCUGGAUAUUUCCUUAUAGAAGAUACAUUUUUCAAUGAUUUGAGAGAUUCCUCUGCUAUAGAUUACAGUAAACCUAUAUUUGAUUGGCUUAGAAACUCUCCAGAUGAUGCUAUGAAAAAAUGGGAAAGCAUCAUAACUGGUGAGUUGCAACAAAAGCAAAAGUUGAUUUUAGGUGAUGUGGCACCUUCAAGGUUGCCACGCUUCAAAGCCGCAGAUUUGCACAAGACUCGGUUUUGCGACUUUAGGUUUCAACUUGGUGCCGGAUACCUCUACUGUCAUCAGGGUGACUGCAAGCACACGAUUGUGAUUAGGGACAUGAGGUUGAUUCAUCCCGAGGACGUACAAAAUCGAGCAGCUUAUCCGAUAAUGAUCUUUCAAAUAAAACCCCGAGUUCAGAAAUGCAGUGUUUGUAAUAUUUCAAGAGCUACUAAGGUAACUGUUGAGGAUAAGUGGGCGAAGGAAAACCCUUGUUAUUUAUGUGAUUAUUGCUACUCCCUUCUUCAUUCUAAGGAUCGCGCAUUUUCUGUAUAUGAUUAUUUACAUGAUUAGAUGCUCAAUGUUUGUCGCA
Molecule: messenger RNA, 1643 nt
Organism: Hibiscus syriacus
Lineage: Eukaryota; Viridiplantae; Streptophyta; Magnoliopsida; Malvales; Malvaceae
Product: snRNA-activating protein complex subunit
Biological process (GO): snRNA transcription by RNA polymerase II; snRNA transcription by RNA polymerase III
Cellular component (GO): snRNA-activating protein complex
Molecular function (GO): core promoter sequence-specific DNA binding; RNA polymerase II cis-regulatory region sequence-specific DNA binding; RNA polymerase III type 3 promoter sequence-specific DNA binding
Source: RefSeq, a predicted model, not a curated record